AAUGCACAGCCUUUUUCAAUCGUGUUUCCAGCAAAGUCAAGUCAAUGGUCAUUAAAAUGAUUAUUUCAAUUGAACAUUAUUUAAUGCUGAGUAUCGGCAGCCUGAGAUAAGGUUAAGUAAAAUGAUUGUUUCGAAAAGCGGGAUUACAACCUGCAAACCUGUUUUGCAGGCAUUGAGGAGAUCGCGUGGGAUGCAUGCGUGAAUGCUAUGGUUUAAACCGGAAAGUACAAUCGUAUUUGGUCGUCGCUUUAAUCUUGAACAUGGAAGAGCAUGGGUUUUGUUCAGAUUGCGAGAUGCAGUUUGUUUUUUCUUGUUGCUCGUGUCAAAACUCACAAUCAGAGAUGGAGGAGUUGGAACAACCUGUGGUUUACACAUCUGCGAGUAGCCUGAGUGACCCCUCUUCUUGGGCCAACUCUGAGCUGGACCUGAACUCUGAUGCUGUUGAGAAUUUCCGGAGGAAACUGAAGUACUAUUUCAUGAAUCCAUGUGAGAAAUUCAGGGCUCGUGGGCGAAAACCAUGGAAGCUGAUGUUGCAGAUUCUUAAAAUUGCCUUUAUUACAAUUCAGUUGGUAACUUUUGGACUAAGUAACCAAAUGGUUGUUACAUUCAAAGAGGAGAAUCUGAUUGCAUUUAAACACCUUUUCCUGAAAGGAUAUAAUGACCAAAGCUCUGGCACUUAUGCUGUGUACACACAAACUGACGUUUAUGAACACCUCUAUUUUAUAAUUGAUCAGUAUGUAGACCUGCAUAACAUCACUGUGGGAAACCAUGCUUAUGAGAAAAAUGGUGGAAGCUAUACACCACUGUCCAUCUGCCAGGAGUUCUUUCAAAAUGGAAGCAUUUUGCCUGGGAAAGAGACCUUUGAUAUUGAUGCCCAUAUUGAAACAGAAUGUAUUGAAAUAUACCCAUUGCAGACUCCAGCAGAGGCUAGAUUGGAUGCAACUAGGCUGAAUUUCACUCUGCACUUUAAAAGACUGUUAUCUGUGGAUAUUGACUUCACACUGAAGGCUAUAAAUCUUCAGACAGUACGUCAUCACGAGCUGCCAGACUGCUAUGACUUCACUAUCACCAUCACCUUCAACAACAGAGUUCACAGUGGAAGAAUACAAAUUACUCUAGAGGAUGAAGUUGACAUCAAAGAAUGUAAAGACUGGAACAUAACCGGGGCUUCUGCCCGGAACAUCUACUAUAUCUUGUUUUUUGAUUCACUCAUCAUUGUAAUCUGCUUGACUUCCCUCAUUCUAUGCACCCGCUCCGUUUUCAGUGGGAUCCAACUUCAGUUUGAAUACACUGCAUUUUUCAAGGCUUGCCACGAUAAGAAUGUGACCUGGUCAGAAAGAAUGGAGUUUGUGAAUGGCUGGUAUAUUCUUAUCAUCAUCAGUGACUCGUUAACCAUUGUUGGUUCCAUUCUUAAGAUUGAAAUUCAGACAAAGAAUGUAACAAGUUAUGAUGUCUGUAGCAUUUUGCUGGGGACUGCCACAAUGCUUGUCUGGGUUGGGGUCAUUCGGUACUUGGGCUUCUUUAAGAAAUACAAUAUUCUUAUCCUGACCCUGAGAGCAGCUUUUCCAAACGUGAUCCGGUUCUGCUGUUGUGUGGCCAUGAUCUACCUGGGUUACUGCUUCUGUGGUUGGGUUGUUUUGGGGCCUUACCAUGAGAAGUUCCGCACAAUUAACACUGUGUCGGAGUGCCUGUUUUCCCUUAUCAAUGGAGACGACAUGUUCCCUACCUUCAAGAACAUGCAACAGAAGAGCUACCUGGUUUGGCUAUUCAGCAGACUGUACCUGUACUCCUUUGUCUCCCUCUUCAUCUAUAUGGUCCUCAGCCUCUUCAUCACGCUCAUUACUGACACAUAUGAAACGAUUAAGCAACACCAGCGUGACGGUUUUAUUGAAACUGACCUACAAGCAUUCAUAGCAGAGUGCAAAGACCCUCCUAGUUCAGGAAGGUACAGGAUUGAAAAGGAUUCUUCGACAUGCUUUUGCUGCUGCUCUUCCAGGUUUGCUGAAUCUGAAGAGGGGCUACAAUGUUAGCAGCAGCAAGUUGUUGUUCUUUCUGCACCAAUUGCACAUUCAUCUCCAAUGCCAGGGAAAAGAGUGUUCUUCUGUUUAUGUUCAACCCUAUUAAUAUAUAAACCAUGCUAUAUAUUAGUUACUUGAAUGUAAAGGGCCAAUAUUUUCUGUGAAAAGUGAAUAUUAACAUUUUCAGUGCCCCCACAAGGCUUUGAAGUGGUACAUUUUUCUCUUGGUUUUUUGAAGUGACUGCUUUAAUAGAAGUUAGACUUAUGUUGAAUGGAAAUCAAAAUGGAUGUUGACCACUUGAAUGUAUUGUUCUUUUGUAUCAAUUGCUGUGCUCAAAUCAACUGUGCGUCACCCAAUGUUGGCCGGAUAAUUCUGUGCCAUAACACUGAAGUGUGACACCUGUGAUCAUUUGGGUAGCUACAGUAUGUUCUGCCUGCAUAGGAUAAAUAGUACUAUAUAUAACUGAAUUGUAUAGCUGGAGAAUGUCUGGAUCAAAAGAAGGUGCUGGCUGUGUGCACUGCGUAGACUUAUGAUAUUAUAACUACUGGACAUUUGAAAUUGGCAAUGGAGGAAUGUGAGCCAUUUAAUGUCCCCUUCAAAAUUGAAGAUCAAUUCAUUCAUGUGAUUUGGUGAAAUGUAAGAGACUUCUUAUGUUUGUCUUUUGAUUCAUAUGCACCACCAUUCCACUUGCUGUAUACUAUACAGUUAAAAUGUACUUGAAUCUGAAUUCAUGUUUACGUACAUUUUUCAAAAGGGUGUUAUGUAUGCUCUUCCCUAUUUGGGGCUCUUGAUGUAUAAUGUAGGCCAACAUGGGGAAUUGGACAAAGGACUAGCGGGUAAUUUGUCCCAUCAUAGACCUCGGUAUAUACUGUCCCACAAGGACUUUGCAGUUUAACAAUGGACCACUAUAAUAGAUGUUUUAUUAUUAGCCAUUUUCUUACUGUCAGGUAUACAUUUCUCAACUGGGUUACAAUGCAAACCCAGGCCAUCUUUAUUAGUCAUUGUACACUAGCCAUGGCUUUGGCAAUAUGGAUUUGAAAAUGGUGGAAUGUAGCAUCUCUGUGCAUACCUUUAGAUUUAUUCCUGUACAUACAGAACGUGACUUGUAAUGGUAGGACAAGUGACAGAACGUGACUUGUAAUGGUAGGACAAGUCACGGGCCUGAUAUUUCAUUGGCCUGAUAUUUCAGGAAGUUGAGCAAUAAUCGGAGGAUACUGACACGCAUGGAAGCACAGUCAUGAGUGGAUUAUGUCCAGAUAUUAGAAGGGUUAAGAAGAAACAAACUUCACCGAUGGGGAACUGAAAGUAU
Molecule: messenger RNA, 3327 nt
Organism: Conger conger (European conger)
Lineage: Eukaryota; Metazoa; Chordata; Actinopteri; Anguilliformes; Congridae
Gene: mcoln3b
Product: mucolipin TRP cation channel 3b
Exons: 14
Coding region: 195-2030 (611 amino acids)
Cellular component (GO): lysosomal membrane; plasma membrane
Molecular function (GO): NAADP-sensitive calcium-release channel activity
Source: RefSeq, a predicted model, not a curated record